Molecule: messenger RNA, 4603 nt
Organism: Cyprinus carpio (common carp)
Lineage: Eukaryota; Metazoa; Chordata; Actinopteri; Cypriniformes; Cyprinidae
Product: CTD small phosphatase-like protein 2-B
Molecular function (GO): phosphoprotein phosphatase activity
Source: RefSeq, a predicted model, not a curated record
AUGCGCGCUCUUCUUCAUCCGGGUACUUGCCGUUGACUGUGUGGGUACGGAGGCGGGAAAUGGCGUCCAGAGGUGCGGGGAGGACAGAGGUGAACCUCGUCUGAAGAGGCACGCAAAAAAACAGCAAGUGUCAGCAGCCCUGAAAACGACCGUGAUUCUGCGACUCGAUCCCCGGUGAUUCGUCCAUCUUACAUGUGACUCUUAACAAAAUGAAGCUGAGAAUGCGCAAGGCUUCUCAGCAGCCAUACCUCGCCCGCAGGCCCAGCACGGCCCGGACCAAGCGGAAGCACUCUGGCCUUCUGUCCAGCAUCAAGAAGUUCAUCCAUGGAAGUUCCAUAAAGGUGGAGCCAGACAACCCAGCAAAGAGGAAUUGUCUGAGCUGCGAGCUAAUCACCUCCACCCCACAGAGGAAAAAUGACUUGCCGAGUAAAAGCAUCUACAGGGCCCGCAGAAGAAGCUUUGUCAAUGGAGAAACCACAAACCAUGACACGAGUAAGCCUAACGGGAAGUUGGAGGACUCUGAGGAGGUUGUGAGCAGUCCACCCCGCACCACCCUGCUUGGAACUAUCUUCUCUCCUGUCUUCAAUUUCUUCUCACCAACAAAUAAAAAUGCCUCGGAUUCCCCAGGCCAGGUGGUGGAGGCAGAAGAGAUUGUGAAGCAGCUAGAAAUGGAGCAAGUAGAAGAGAUGCCCACCUGUACUGCCACAUCUAAAGAGCCCCUAAGUGUCCCUCUCUACACCAGUGCCAUGCCCUCGGCCUUCAGACCUCCACCCUCCAUUCAUACACCUGCAGAGGAGAGUGUAAACACCCCCCACGCUGACCUGCCUCCUCUUACAGCUCCUGGCUCUCCUGCAACAGGGGGUUAUAUGGACGCCUCUCUCACUGUCCCAGCUGAAGGAUCGUAUGAAGAGGAGUGGGAAGUGUUUGACCCGUAUUUUUUCAUCAAACAUGUACCUCCACUAACAGAAGAGCAGCUAACUCGCAAACCUGCACUCCCUCUGAAGACACGCAGCACUCCUGAGUUCUCCCUGGUGCUUGACUUGGAUGAAACCCUUGUCCAUUGUAGCUUGAAUGAGCUGGAUGAUGCAGCACUAACCUUUCCUGUACUCUUCCAAGAUGUCAUAUACCAGGUUUAUGUCCGAUUGAGGCCAUUUUUCAAAGAGUUCCUUGAACGCAUGUCACAGAUUUAUGAGAUCAUUCUCUUCACUGCCUCUAAGAAAGUUUAUGCAGACAAGUUGCUGAACAUUCUCGAUCCGAGGAAACAGCUGGUGCGGCACCGAUUAUUUCGUGAGCACUGUGUAUGUGUGCAAGGAAACUACAUUAAGGAUCUGAAUAUCCUUGGACGGGAUCUGUCCAAGACUAUAAUUAUUGAUAACUCACCACAGGCCUUUGCUUAUCAGCUUUCCAAUGGGAUCCCAAUUGAAAGCUGGUUUAUGGACAAGAAUGACAGCGAACUUCUGAAGCUGGUACCUUUCUUGGAGAAACUGGUGGAAUUGAAUGAGGAUGUGCGGCCACAUGUUCGAGAACAGUUUCGGCUUCAUGACCUGCUUCCCCCUGACUGAGCGCACAUAGCGGGACAGGACAGUAACAAAGACAACAAAUGCAGAUAUAGAUUUUGCAUAAUAACAUCAUUGCCAUUUAAUCUUGAAAUUAACUUUUUUAAUUCCCCGCAAAUUUUUAUUGCUUUGAAAACAUCAAAACAAAAAUGACUCCCUUUUCGGCACUUUUUGCCAUUUGUUCAGUCAAAGGGGUUUGAAAUUUCUUGUGUGGUCUCUUCAGUUGUUUCAUCCAGUACAAAGUGAAUGUGUAGCAGUCAGAAGAGAAGAGGAUCAUGUUGUCUUUUGGUGCUCCAGUGGGAUUGACACUGUUGGGCUUUUGACCAAUUUCAUAAGGAAUGGCCAGUAAGAAAAUAAUACUGUCUGACAGAGGUUAGAUGCAUGUGAGUGAAUGUUUUUUUUUCUAUGGUAAGUUUAAUUUUUCAUUCAUGUUUUCAGUAUGCAUUCCUCCCCAUCUGAACAGGUUGCUUAGUGUUUACUUCAAAGCUUGUUCUCUCAACUCCUGGCUUGUUUUGUUUGCCAAAAUGUGUUCUUUUCUCAAAGAGCAUCUUCUGGGUAGAUUAUAGUUCUGAUUUUCACAGCACAGUGGAAUCACUCUUUAUAUAUAUAUGGUGUGAUUGAGAAUGGUUUAAACCAGAGUGAUGUCUGUUUUAUAAAGAUUUGCAGCGACUAAAUUCUUAAAUUGUUUAAAUAAGACGUUUCCUACCAGUGAAUCAAAGUCUGCAACUUCCAUCUGUUCUCUCUCCACAGAUAUUUAUUCACCUUCCAGAUCCAACAAAAUAUUAAUUAGUAGCAUGUCAAAAUGGUAUUUUGUCAGCCACUGUUUUAUUACAUAUUUUUUAAAUACAGUUUUGCUUCAUAUUUAGCCUGUGUAUUUUUGAUAUUUUAGUUUUUUAAGUAGGUGUUCUUUAAAGAGAUGUCACCUUUAUGUAUUAGUGUUAAUUAUAUGAAAGUAUUUUCGUGUUAACUUUUGGACUUAAUGUAGCAUUUGCCCAGAGCUAAUCUAUUCUAACUCCGCUGCAAAGGAGAGGAUGAAGGGCUAAAGCCUGGUAGAGCCCUGUGUAUAGCACCAGCAUAACAACAGUCUCAUCGCUGUGGUUUAAACCUGCCUGUGUGACGUUCUGGUUUUUCUUUUAUUCUGGGCGAGGGUGGAGGUGUAGCUGUUUCAAGAGGUAUAUUGUGACGUAAGCUAGAUGAAUGAAAUGAUCGCACUGCAAAAGCAAUUUUUGUCAUUUCCAUUCGUCUGAUAUUGCCUUUUCAGUUCUAAAGAUGAUACUUCAAAUUGAGUAAGAGUUGAAACUUCAAUAGUGCCAUUCAGUGUGAGUGAAGCAGGGCCAGGCUAGUUGUAUCCCCUUCUCUCUUUUUCUGCUCUGUCCUGUUUGUUUUGGAAAUGAACUUGUUCACUUUCUACAUGUCGUUGGUGCCAUUUAUGCUGUUUGUGUUUACAGUGUGCAGUUUUCUGAUAAAUGGGUCAUUCUUAGUAAUAGACAAUCACGGAUUACAUCAUUUGUCUACAUUGGAUUGUGACCCUGUCAUAGUGUUUUUUUUUUUGUUUUUUGUUUUUUAGAAAUAUUAUUUUCAUAACACUUUUUUUUUUAAUGAGACUUAAAAAAAAAAAAGAAAGCAUCUUGUAUGCAGUAAAGGUAAAUUUAGUGUUUUUUUUAAAUGUUUUUUUUAUUAUUAUUAUUGUAAUUAUAAAAAUGAAUUGCAAGGUGUUAAUAGUGUAAUUCUAAAUAUUCUGUGGUACUUCCCAAUUGAAAGAGAAGAGGGAGGACAAAAAGGAAAUCAUGAUCCCAAGGAUCCUGCUCUACUGACAGUUUGUUUUUUCUGUUUGACAGUCCACAAGCACAGUAUUUCUCUCAUAUAAUAGGCUGAUUCAGCAAUGGUUUCAUAUACAUUUUGAACAUGGUUAAACGUAGUGUUAUAGUAAGUAGGAUUUUAUUAGUGAAGUAUUCCUUUUCCUUACAUUGAACAGUUGAAUGAUGCUAAACUGAAUGGCAUCCCUUAGUCCAGAAUGAUACAGGUGUAGCUCCGAUGUUGGGAGAUGGAAUGCAACUACCGUUAGGCCCUGGCACUUUCUUACAAAGAAAAUAUUUUGUAUGAUUGUCAAAGAGCAGUAGUGUAUUAAGUGUAAAGCAUGAUGCAGAGGUUUGUUUCAUACGUACAACCAGUUCAUUGUAAUGUGCAUUACCUCUGUACAAAGCAUACUGUACUAAAAACAUGCAGCUUCAUAAAAAAAAAAAAGUUAAAGGAAAUCUUUUUGUAUUUUUGAUUACUUGUAUUCCAAAAGGCAUGUCAUAUCUAUUUUUAAAAUUUAUUAAUUUUCAAAUGUAUUAAUGCAGAACUUGUCAUCAGUUUUUUUUUUUUUCUUUUCAUCUUUGUAUUUUGUAUGUAGUUGGCACAAUCACUGAACAUUCUCCGCAUGUAAAAAGCCUGUUAUGUGAGAGUUGGGAUUUUAAUCAAGGCACUUUUUUUUUUUGCAGAUGAAUGUUUCAGGUUUGUUUUCUUUUAUACUCCAUCUUCAAAAGCCAUAUGGCUUGCGAUUGUCCUUGAGCUGCAUUGGGGAAACAUUCUAGGUCUAAAUGUCAUUACCUGAAACCUGUAAUUUAAGAUUGUUCAUAUAAUGGAAAUUAAGUCUUUGGAAAACUGCAUGCUCUUUUAUUUUAAUGUUAGCUUAUGUCAGAACUACAUGUUAGAUACUUAUGAAAGGAUGGUUGUAUUUCAUGUCUUUUUUUUAACCAUCAAAUGGUGUGUAAUAUCAAGGAGAUUUUAUGAAUAUGAUUAUGACUUGUAUCAAUUUUGUGUGAUGCUGUCAGCAUAAAUGGCAUCUUGUUGAUGCAACCUCACAAAAGUGAACGGAAAGCCUUAAUGUCACUAGAGUUAGAGCAAGUUAAGGUAGAUGCACAUAAAAGGAGUUAAGAUCAAAUUUUACCUAUACGUUUUGUAUAUACAAGGAGUUUCAGGGUUCCCAUAAUCAUGGAACCAGAAAAUUGGUUUCCAGGCCCUUAACAGUCAUGGAAAUGAAUAAAAUUUUCAAGUCAUGGAAA